AUGAUACUGAUUGACUUGGUUGACACUGCAGGCAUCAAUAUGCCAGCAGAAACCUCAAUAAAGCUACAUGAAGUGAUCAAAUUUAUAUCCAAAAGUAAGAAAAUGACAGUUCUUACUGGAGCAGGAAUAUCCUGUAAUGCGGGAAUACCUGAUUUCCGUUCAUCAGAUGGGUUAUACAAUAUGGUAAAAGCCAAACACCCAAAAGCAGUAGUGAGAGGUCAAGAUUUAUUUGAUAUUUCACUAUUUCGAGAUGAAAUAUCUCUUUCUGUUUUCUGUACCUUUAUGGAAUCAUUGUACAAAUCCACAUUAAAUGCCAAACCAACAGAAACUCACAAAUUUAUCAAAAUAUUGAAAGAUAAAAAUAAAUUGUUGAGAUGUUAUACCCAAAACAUCGAUUGCAUAGAGAAACACAUCAAUUUGAAACUAGGUAUAAACUUACAAGAGUUUGAUAAUGACAAAUUCAAAAAAGUUUGGAAUCAAUUAGAUGUUGUGCAACUACAUGGCAACUUACACAAAUUGUCAUGUACUAAUUGUUUCAGUCAAUUCAAUUGGAACGAGGAAUUCCAAACUUUGCUAGCUAACGGUCUAAACCCAGAAUGCUCCAAGUGCAUGGACAAAUACCAACAGAGAUUGUACCUGGGCAAAAGAUUAACAGGACAAACAAUUGGGUUAUUGAGACCUGAUAUUGUAUUGUAUGGAGAACAUCAUCCUCAAAUGGAGAUUUUGACACAAGGAUUGAAUUCUGAUUUAAAAAGUAAACCUGAUUGUUUGAUUAUAAUGGGGACAAGUUUAAAAGUUGCUGGUGUCAAGUCAUUGGUUAAAAGUCUAAGCAAAAUUAUUCACAACAAGGGAGGGAAAGUGAUAUAUAUUAAUAAAACUAAAUUGAGUGCAAGCUCGUGGAAAAAUUAUAUUGAUUAUGAAGUGGUGUCAGAUUGUGAUGAGUUUGUCCGGAUGUUGAAAACAGAGAUUCCCGAUUUGUUUUUGACCCAGGAACAAUUGGAUUCAGAGAAGUUGAACCAAGUUGCCGUUAAGGGCAGUGGUUUGAACAACCCAAUUACAACUGAUGCAGUUAAACAAGAGGUUAAAGUGAAGAUAGAACCAGGAGUUAAGCAGGAAACUAUCCUAGAACAUUCACCCGAGACAGAACCAACAGUUAAACAAGAGCCAAUGGUCAAACAAGAAGUUGAGAAUAUAAAUGUUAAAAAGGAACCAAUCCCCACUCCACCUACAACUCCCCAUAAACCGAAAAAUGCAGCUAAACUAAAAAGAAAGCUGCAUGAAGAAAUCAAUACUGAUGAAUUACAUUCAAGAAUUAAAAGACUACGUCCAAGAAAUGACCAAUUGAGUUCACCUGCCUCUUCCAUGAAUGGGAGCGAAGAGGAAGAAGAGGAUGAACUUGUGGCGAAAGUGCUACUUGAAAAUGCCAAAAAGGGGAUUACUUUGGAUUAA
Messenger RNA from Candida dubliniensis CD36, 1449 nucleotides. RefSeq names its product NAD-dependent histone deacetylase (gene HST3). The transcript has a single exon. Gene Ontology annotation, molecular function: NAD+ binding. Bases 1 to 1449 code for a protein of 482 amino acids. NCBI's taxonomy places the organism in Eukaryota, Fungi, Ascomycota, Pichiomycetes, Serinales, Debaryomycetaceae. The record is from RefSeq and is a predicted model, not a curated record.